UAGUACCGCCCAUCUCAGCUGGCCUCCAGGCUUCUAUCCCGCCCUUCCUUAAUCUGCCAUUCCGUGACAUGACGAGCGCUGCCGAGAAAUAAUGGAAUCGGAAACGGGAUCUCUUAAUGCACUAACAAGUCAUGACAACCCUCUCUUUGACUAUGACGCUGGCCUGGAUGCGGCAUGGCAACAAUCACCAACGGAUUCCAGUAAAAAGCCUUAUGAUGAGGAUACAACAGCUCCUAUACUAGGCGUGGACGAUAAGAUCAAGGUUAGCAAGCACCGCCGACUUGCUGCGAAACUAGAUGAGAGCAGGUUACUUUCACACUCCGGGAUCCCCAAGUUGCGCCGCACAUCAAAGCAGAGAAUUAAAUUGAAGGGCAAAGGACACGAGUUUUCUGACGUCGCUCGGCUCUUGAACUUUUAUCAAAUGUGGCUUGAUGACCUGUACCCUCGUGCCAAGUUCGCCGAUGGUCUGGCCAUUAUCGAAAAGCUCGGUCACUCCAAACGCCUACAGACAAUGAGACGGGAGUGGAUCGACGAGGAGAAACCAGAAGCGUUCGCAGCUGAAGUAGGGAAGAUGCCACGAUUAAACUAUUCCAGUCAGCAAGCUCUCAAUGACCCCAACGCAGCCAUUGACACUGUUACUCCGAUAGAGACAUUUGACACUUUAACGAAUCCAAUGAUUCUUGAGGAUAGGCACGGAACCAUGACGUCUGAUUCGCUACAAGCUUCGGAGCGGGAAGCACACACAGAGAUACCAGAGAGUGGUAUAGGACAUGACAUACCCGAGGAUGAUGAGUUGGAGUUCCUUUUGAGAGAACAUCAACAUGAGAAUAUCGGCGGCUAAUGUGAUUUUUACACUGGCCUGAAGCUCGACUGUUCAUAUAUCACUGACUAAGAAAUUUUGGUAAUAUUUUACCUCAAUAAUUAGUGUAUAACACGGAUGAUGAAGGUCUCGCCCUAAUCGAAUAACAAACCGUUGAUUAAGGC
This is a messenger RNA of Aspergillus homomorphus CBS 101889, 984 nucleotides long. Its product is annotated as Chromosome segregation in meiosis protein 3. NCBI's taxonomy places the organism in Eukaryota, Fungi, Ascomycota, Eurotiomycetes, Eurotiales, Aspergillaceae. The transcript has 3 exons. Gene Ontology annotation, cellular component: replication fork protection complex; nucleus. Gene Ontology annotation, molecular function: DNA binding. The record is from RefSeq and is a predicted model, not a curated record. The coding region runs from base 92 to 841 and encodes 249 amino acids. Gene Ontology annotation, biological process: replication fork arrest; DNA replication checkpoint signaling; DNA damage response.